This is a messenger RNA of Caretta caretta (loggerhead turtle), 5631 nucleotides long. The record is from RefSeq and is a predicted model, not a curated record. Lineage: Eukaryota; Metazoa; Chordata; Testudines; Cheloniidae.
CCCCUCGAGCGCUGUGUGUGUCCCUUUAAGAGUCGCCUCUCGGCGUCCCACGUGUGCGAUCAGCUGAUGGUGACGCUGCGGGGAGAGCGCCCCCCAGUUCCUGAAACAUAGGGCGCUGCGGGCUGCACAGGCUCAGGGCUGGGCUGGGCUGUCCCGGGCGCCUCCCCCGCCGAGUCUGCUCCGCGCGCUCCGCUGGCCGUCGCGGGGAGAAACCUGCAGGGUUAGUCUGGCUGGCGGCGGCGAGGGAGGUAGUGACAGCCCCAGAUACCCGCUCUCUGCCCGGGGAGGCGGUGCUGGGGGGGACCUUCCUGCCAGAGACCCAACCCGACCCCAUCCUACCCUGCUGGGACCGUCCUGCCAGGAACGGAGCCCCCUGCACCCCUCCUCUGUGCAGUAAUAACAAAGACCACCCACCGCGCUGGGACCUUCCCUGCUAGCUGCAGAGACCUCACCCCUGGGACCCCACCCUAUGCCCCUGGAACCCCUCCGCUCAGUAGCAGUGCCAGAGACCACUGCACCUUCCUGCCGGCAGCAGGGACCCUUCGUGUCUCCUCUGAGAUCUUCCUAGCAGGAGUAACAGAGACCUUCCUGAUACCCAGGGAGACUUGCUUCCUCCCCUUUGCACCCCAAAGACUUUCCUGCAAAGAACGUUAGAGACGCCAAGCUUCAGAGACCGGUUAGCAGCAGAGACCUUCCAGCCAAAACUCCUCCUGAAUAGCUGCAGACCCACUCAACCCUUUACAGUCUUGAGACGUUCUGGCAGCAGAGACCCACUCCCCACCUAAAUCCAUCCGAGAGGAGCAGAGAGCCCCUUGGGACCCCAGAGCAACAAUAGAUCCUCUCUAUUCACCAGUACAUGGAUUAUCUGGUGUUGCGGUGCUAAGUCUGAGGAAAAAAUUCUGCCUGUGCAGGUCAGGAACUACAAAGGAGUUCAUUACUACUCCUGAUACCCUGACAUUUCCUCUUGGAUCUGUUCUCAAAUAUAUGAGUGAACAAAAAAGGCUGUAUUGAAAUCCAGCAGUUGUCGCAAACAAGAAUUGCUUUGAGUUGAAAAAUAUACAAGGGAAAAACAAGAUUCUUAACGCCUUAAAACUUGAGCUCGAAGGAGAGGAAGCACUGAACUUCAGGGAUUGAGAACUACAAAAUUUCAAAUUAGCACUGAAAUACUAUGUGUUUUAAAGCGCUUUGCUGCAAGGGACCACCACCUCCACGACCUGAAUAUGACUUGGUUUGUAUAGGUCUCACUGGUUCUGGCAAGACAAGUCUACUGUCACAGCUUUGCAGUGAAAGCCCAGAGAAUAUAGUGUCUACAACAGGUUUUAGCAUAAAAGCAGUGCCAUUCCAGAAUGCCGUCUUGAAUGUAAAAGAACUUGGAGAUUUCUUCUUUCAGCAGCCAAGCAGUUAUGUGAAACAGAUGCUGAUUGUGUACUAUUCCUUUUGUUUGGCUGAAGGAAUACUCCUCCUUGUAGUGGAAGGUGGUGCAUGUUUGUACCAUUCUAGUUACCUCCUGGAGCUUCUAAUACAGCCAGGGGCUGACACUAUUAGGAAGUACUGGAGUCGUUACUACCAAGGAUCCCAAGGGGUAAUAUUUGUAUUAGACAGUGCCUCCUCGGAAGAUGAUCUAGAAACGGCGAGGAAUGAACUGCAUUCUGCUCUUCAGCACCCACAGUUAUGUACUCUGCCAUUUUUAAUAUUGGCCAAUCAUCAAGACAAGCCAGCAGCUCGCUCAGUACAAGAGAUCAAAAAAUAUUUUGAACUUGAACCACUUGCACGAGGAAAGCGCUGGAUUCUUAAACCCUGCUCCCUGGAUGAUAUGGAAGCAGUAAAAGACAGCUUCACCCUUCUGAUAAAUUUGCUAGAAGAGAGAGAGCUUGAGCCUUCAAGAAUGUGAAAAGCUAGGAAAGAGGACUGCUUCUACAGUCAUCAUUGAACCUGUUUAUUCUGCUCCCAGCUUAAUUAUGAUUUGGUAUCGAGACUGCGUUAUGGCUUACAGUAAAUAUAAACUUUCAUUUAGUGCAGAAGAUCUGUUUGUUAAAAUAAAUGCGCUGUAUAUGAUUGGUAUUGGGUAUAUGAUUAUUCCAGUUAAGUCAUCACGCUACUGAAAUAUAGGGAGUUCCUCUUUGUGCACCACUAAUUUUGCUCACUGCAUGUUUUUUCCCUGCAUUAUCAUAAAAAUUCUUGAUAUGGAAUUCUGCAUGCACAAAGUCACAGUCUGUAAAGGAUGAAAAAAAAUACCACCAACUAUGUUUUCUGAAAAGUAAGCGUCAUUAAAAAUUUGUGGAUAUUUCUGUGUGUGUAUGUCCUUGGGAUCAGCAAACAAGCUAUAUGGAAAGGAUGGCCAGUCAGAGUACCAGUAAAUCAUCUUACAAGCAAGGAAAUGUCUUGAUGCAAAAUCUAGUCUGAAGUCUUACUGAAUGAAAAUACAAAUACCUUGCUGGUUGACUACUAAUCUAAUUUUUAACCCUUUCAAAGGUACAAGCAGUCAAGUUAGAGGGAGUAAGGGGAAAUAAGGCACAAACACAGCGUGUGCUUUGUGUGUUUGCUAUGGGUUUUGGAUUAUCUGGAUUAUAAAAAAUAGCUUGCAUAAAAUUGCAGCUACAACUUAAGUAGAUGAUAUUUUUUAAAAAAUUAAAUAGGUUGGAUAAAGUUUACCAGUUGUUGUUUUUUUAGUGACUCUCAUCGAAGAGCAGCAAGAGUAUAUGUAUUUUAACUCCGAUGUGGAUCUCUGCUGUAUAAAUAGCAUGAAGUGUGACCAUUUUAAAUUAAGGGAUCUGCUGUAUCUCUCACUCAAAGUAGUAUUGUUAUCACACCUGUGCUCCUGCCUCUAUAAUAUCUCCUGUUAUAAACCCCUAUUUUUAGGACUUUAAAAAAUGCCUUCAGAAAUCCGCUGAGGACUGAAAGUUAGUAAAAAGUUUAUUAAUCAGAACCACAGUUUUGAACAAAAAUGGAAAAACUUCAUUCAGUUCUAGGAAUGCAAUACAUAUUCCACCCCUUAGCCCCAUCCACCUCCCCCCCCCCCCCCCCAGGUGUGCAACAUUUGCAUGCCUUUUGGCAGUUUUAAAAUGAUGUAAAUCAGUUUGCUUUUCAAAUGAGCUUCUCAGUUCAUUGGUUUAUAAUAAAACCAGAUAUCACAAGAGGGUGUAGAAAUCAGUAGAUGUUUGGUACACACGGUGGUGGUUGUGCCUUGUCCAGUUAGCUGCCCACAUCCACCAAUACCCUGCUUGAUGCAUACCCUGCAAUGGCAUACUGAGGGUAUAGAUAUCCAUCUUGAUUCUGUGCUUCAGGUUUUGAAAAAUCUUCUUAAAAGAAGACCUACUUUUCACAGCUUUAUUCAACGUGUCUUUUCACUCUGAAAGGAGUUCAUUUCUUUAAGUUUAUUUUAGUUUAUAACUAGUUUGAGGAUAAGAAAAAAUCGUGAGGGAGAGCCUAUAAAAGCUGGUUCCCUAUUUGUAAUGUACUCUUGGUUAAAUUAACUGGUUUCUAUAACUUUUACCUUUUUAAAGUUUCCUUGAACUAUUUGGAUCACUUCUUCCGUCACUUGUGAACUGCUUCCCUGAGGCACAUUUCAAUAUAAGCGUGUAGCCUGAUAGAGGCUGUUUCAACUCACUUCCUAUAAUCAAAACUAAAUGGGGGUUCCUGAGUAACUUCUGGAUUAAUUGUGUAGUAGAAACUGAGAGCUGAAAGUGACCAGAGCGCUAGAAUCUGCUGCCUAGAGAGCAUCUGGGCUCACUGACACUUUCCUCUCCCCCUCUUCCCCUAUCUAUGUAUUUCUUACCCAUGUGCUGCCCCAAGGCACCUCUUCUGCAGAUACUCAGGAACUUAAACUGUUCAUGUUACUCAAAACCAGCUCCCAACUCUCCUUCUAUGAAUUGGGACACGCUUGCUGCCCCUCGGGUAUUGCUAGGCACCUUGAGUGGGCUCCCUUUACCUGAACUAAAAAUGAAUUGGGAUCUAGUUUAGAGCUUCCAAUUCACUCUUUCAGGUAACACAAACAAUUUAAAGUUCUCAGGUGUCUGCAAAAGAAUCUGUUUGGAGGAGGAUAUGAGUAAGAAGGGGAAGCGGGCUACAUGCAAAAGUGAAGCCCACUCUGGGGGCAAGAGGAAGGGAAAAGGUAGCAUUCUAAAGUUUAGCUGCUUUUCGGUUUAAAAUUAGAGGGUGGGAGGAACAAUCUUUUUACUAUUUUCUGCCUUCUGGCCCAUAUUAGAUGUAAUUAAUUAAAUUCACAACAGGUGUAAAUGAGACCAACUCCACUUAGUUCUUACUAAUUUACACCAACAGUUAAUUUGGUGCAAAGGUCAUAGGGGUUUUGAUAUUAGUUUGGUCAUGAAAUCUCAACUAUGCACUGUUGGAAAGUGCUACACAGCAGUGACAUCAAAAAGGCCCAACUAGCCAAUCAGAAUAUGGCUUUAGCCAUACUCCCUUAUACAGUAUAUUAGGACCUUUUGAUGUUUAAUUCUUUUCUUUAGGAAAAUGUCAACUGCACAGGCGCAGUGAAAUUUUUUUGUAAUGAUUUUCAAUGUGCAUAUUCUUAGUAAUCACUCUCUACUAAAGGUUGAAACAAUACCUCGUAACUGUUUAAGUAUUCAGGAAAGAUGUUUAACAUUACUUUGAAUGUGAUUCUGUUUGUGAAUGGAUUAUAAUGGAUUUGUAGAUUUUAAACGUUAAACACUUUCACCUUUUUUAUGGAGGGAUUAAAAAAUACAUAGCAGUUCAUGUCACACACUCUGUCUAAAGUGUUCUUGAAUAUUCUUAAUACAGAAUCUGUGAAUACCAGACCUUUUUUAUUCAGAUGACCAAUCUCAAUGACUAUUUUCUCUUCCUGUGUAUUCAUCGUUUAGAUUAAAUAAAUUCAAUCACUAGGAACUAGCUACUUUCCAUGCAACUUCAUUAAACAGUGAAUAUUGUCUUUAAAAAAAAAAAAAGAUACUGUGGUUUAAUGUUCUUUAGCCAUCUGUUAAAUUACUUUCUGGGUGUGUGUUUUUGUGUGUGUGGAUGUGCCCACACUGGGCGGCUUCUCAGACCUAUGUCUGUCUGCAGUGUUUCAGCAGUCAGAAUAAAAACAUUAUCAAUCAGUAUCCAACAACAGCUGUUUUUGACAUGCUUCUGUCUGACGCCUAAUGUUUUACAACUGUCCUCCUUUGUCUAGCAGUUCUGAGCUGGUCAUCUUGUCGCUUCCAUGUUAUGUCCUGUACUUGUACUAACAGAAUUUGCAGUGGUGUUGGAAAUCCUUGUUAGUGUUUUUGAUAGUCUUUCUUGCUGUAUAAUGUGCUAUGUGUCUUAGUUUGCAUAUUCAAAUGUGCUGUACAGAAAUCUGUGAUGUAUUUCAUUUAGUUUCUGGCGUUUCAUUAUAUUUAUAGAAGUUACAGAUUUUUGUACCUUAUUAGCUACUACAGUUGCCUUUUUGUAAUGGCAAUUAAUUUAUAUUACAAAAGUUUGUAUCUUUUCUGUAAUUGAGUAUUGGUUGAUAGUUAAAUGUCAUAUUAUCCUGAUUUUAUACUAAAAAUACAUCAUCUAUACUUAGUAGUUGACCCAUUCAUGUAGACAACUGCAAGACCAGAGGAACUUGUAAUGUCUGAUUUAUACAUGAUUUCCACGAUCAAAAUAUGAAAAUAAACACUGAGUAGAACUGAA